Molecule: messenger RNA, 1961 nt
Organism: Colletotrichum phormii
Lineage: Eukaryota; Fungi; Ascomycota; Sordariomycetes; Glomerellales; Glomerellaceae
Exons: 4
Coding region: 115-1884 (589 amino acids)
Source: RefSeq, a predicted model, not a curated record
CCCUCGGCGUGUCUCGUCUCUUCUCUCUGAGCCUUCUCGCCAUCAUAUCUUCUUGCUUUCAUGUUUGUAUCAUCACCAUCGUAUUCAACCUCAAAGACGUGAGCUCUCGCUAUCAUGGCAAAUGCGAUCAAUCCAACAUCUAUUCCCCCAAUUACUCAACUGCGGGAGCAACUCGACUAUGGCGACCCUCAUUUGCCGAGAUGCCAGGGAUUCUAUGAUAGUGUCCGUGUCUUCCGCAAGAACUUUGUGACCAGCCAAGGUUGGGAAGGCAGUACGAUUCACGAAUGGAGAAUUCGCGAGCAUCGAACCGCUCUUGCUGAGAUGGCGCGAGCAUAUCUUGAGCGUCAUGGCAAUGGGCAACUGUACUGGCCAGACGACAAUACGCAAGGCCGAGCUAACAAACUCAAGUAUUCUACUGAUGGCACACGGAUUAAGAGAAUCAUGCAGCAGCUUUUCUGGCGGCUGAACCUCCAACAGCACCGGAACGACAAGUACAAGAAGAACAAAGAGAAGUCGAGCAGCGUUGAUAGAAUGACUGGAAGGGGCCUCAGUCACGAAGAUCCAAUCGACGUAGAUAUCUUCGAAGAUGGGCAUGAGGGUUCCAGCGUUGCGGGGAUGCCUGGUAGCUCAAGCUCAACCACGUUUCCUGAGUCUACUAUUCAUCCCCAGCACAUCGACCCAAGCGUUAUCGAUCCUCACUUGGGCGAGGCGCAACAAAGCUGGCCGGAUCAACGUGAGGUCAGCAGCGAUCCGUACCGCGUCCCCGAAAGUCCAGAAAUACACGUGCAGAACACAUGUACCCCACAGAACCAGCACACCUUGGAAAGCAUUUCAUCAGCCGCUCCAAACGACGAUCGUCAAUUUGCACCCUACGCUGACAUGGGUCCUCCACCCAAGCGACCGAGGCUUGACAAGGCCAAAUCUGCAGGUACAAACAUCAAGGCGACAAAAAAACCCCGUGCCAACAAACCCCCAAUCGAUCUCAGAACACACAGAACCUCGCCCCGCAAAAGAAUCAUCCGUCAACCGGCGAACAGCGCAACACCUGAGCAACUCUUGGCAUUCUUUAACAGCGCCCCAAGCCCAGAGAUCGAUGACGACUCGGUGGCUCCUGAACCGCAGCCAGUUGCUGAUGACGUCUCGCCUCCGGGCCUUCAGGGGAGACUCAAUCCUCUUCAAGCCACUGUCGAGACUGUCACGGACGAAGACAUUUCCCCGAAUGCUUACGCCGACAAAGCAGUCAUUCAACUAAGAACCGAAACUGAGAUGCAUCAGUCUCAGCCAGAGGAGAGCUGCCACACGAAUGAACCUUCAGCUCCGAUGCAGCCAAUUGACGCGGCACUUGACACACCAUUCGCACCACACCCAACAGUCCCUGCUGCGCCGCAAAUUGACGACCCCUCCGCUUUGCCAGAAAUUGUCAAGAGCGCAGAGGCCGUCGUUCAACAGCCGACAAUUGUCAAUCAACCACCUAAGGAUGCACCAGUGCGGCAAUUAGAGGUCGACUUUGUGUAUCGCGUGGUAACUAGUCACCCAACACGUCAAAGUUGCACUUGGGAGCCAGAAGGAAGCUUCCGGAGUAAGACGCUCGCCGAACUCGUAGAAGAGCUGUCGAAACUACCAACACAGUUCCAAUGGUCUGAGCUUAAAUGCCUGUUAUUUCGAUUGGAGGCCCGGAAUACUGCCGUACAGGAAAGGGUCCAUAAUGGCAGAGAAGCAGGGUUUGAGUCUUUGAAGCGAAUUCUUGCGCGAUUUAUCCGGGAAUGCAUUGCAGAAACUCCUCCUGGGGAGAGCGUCUCUGUUUUUCUCGAGAUUGAGCCGUUGACAACUUUGGACUCUGUUUUAAAGGCGGCGGAAGUAGAGAACAUCGAUUUCUCUUGGUGAAGAAACUCACUGUAGAACAGCGGUCUCUUGCCUACCUACUAGUAUAGAUAUUGGAUUCUUCAGAUUUUCAAAUGCAC